This is a messenger RNA of Pocillopora meandrina, 3179 nucleotides long. Lineage: Eukaryota; Metazoa; Cnidaria; Anthozoa; Scleractinia; Pocilloporidae. The record is from the annotation of a GenBank genome assembly.
UAUCGAUCUCCAACAAGCGAGCUUUCUUUCGGUAACUUUAAGCGCGACCCCUUCUAUUACUUGUGGGCAGAGAAACUUUCAUCAUCCAUGGUGAGAGAUCAGGUGGACUGCGGUUUUCUUUGUGUUGGUGAACCAAAUUGUUAUUCGUUCAACAUGGCAGCGUAUCCUGACUCUAAAGGUCUUUAUCUGUGUGAGUUGUUGGCCACACACAAGUACACAGAAACUGACAAGUUCCAUGCAAAUGCUUCCUUCCAUCACUACGGUCCGUUGGUAAGAUUUCUCUAUAUGUUUGGUGAUAAACACUCUUUGUAGUUCUUUGAAUACAAACUGAAUGAUUCAAGGAAUGUUUACUUUGUUUCUAGCCUCCGUAUGUAAGCGCUCCAUGUAAGAACGGUGGUGUCUGUGUUCCUGAAUAUAAAUGGAGCUCCUUUCAUUGUGACUGUAGACCAGGAUUCUGCGGAACUCACUGCGAAAGGGGAGGUAUUGAAUCUGUCCUACUUUCUGUUGCAUGAAGAACUGAAAAAAAAAACUCAUACUGUUAUUUUCAAUCAUCUGUUAUAAAUUGGUGGUUUACCUAUGUUUAACCUUGUGCUAUAAAAUUAAAUACAUUCGAAUUAGUCUAUUUUACUGCUUUCCCGAUAAACAUACCUUAGUUUGUUUUUCCUUUAAAGUGCCUAUGAAGAUAAUUUUUUUGGUGUAAAAUUUUAGCUUAUCAUAUGUUCAAACCAAUUCCGAUAGAAGAAAAAUUUCAAAUAACUUCAAACUCGGUUUUUCGGCCUUAAAGUGCUCUUGUUUUGUUUUAAAAGUGUUCCAUGGACUGGUAACAAAUGAGCGGGUUAUGACGUAGAAAACUGUAAAAACUCUCUAUUGCACAAAUCCCUCACUUCUCCUGUAAUUUUGUAUCAGUCAGCGUUGAAAUACUCUUGAAAUAAUUUCCGAUAGCGAUGUAUACCUACCUUCACCAAACUCUACCGAGAGUUGAUACAUCGUACCCAAUUAGUAAAGAAAAAAUUGGAGGUUGCGAGUACGGUUCAGCCUUACGAAAGAGAACCACGUGCAUGAAACGAAGAUUUAGACGCAGACUGACAAAGGUUUCUCGCCUGCAGUGUUUAGGUCAAGAUAAGAACAAAAAACUCCCGUUACUAAAUGUUUAGUUGUUGCGUUUGGCGUUCUGUUUUAUGGCGAAAUCCAUGUUAAAAAAUGUGUAGCUGUGUUCGUUUCUGUUGCCAUAAAAUUUUAUUCCUUCGCACUAAGUGGGGCAAAGGUUCUCCUUGCUCAGUGCUCUAGUUUUUCGUCGCUGUAGAGUAAUUCCCUUAGCAAACCAGAAGCUACUUUUACGAAAGAACCAGCUGUAUCAUGAGGAACGAUGACUUUUCGCCAAGAAGUCAUCGGGCAGUUUCACUGCAAGUCGCUCCUUCCCUUAGAGAUUGCAAAGGCAGAGGAUAUCGUCGUCGAGCCGAUCAAAAGGAAAAAAGAGUUAGUUUAUAGAGAUUCAAGUCAAUCUCAAGUAGGGAUUUUAAUAGACAAAAACUCCUUUAGUUUAAGUGCAGCAUUGCCACAUGACCCAUUUCGCUCAAUGGCAAAUAACUGACAUCAGUGUUGUAAAUUAAUAUUUCGUAUGCAUCGACUUUCGAACACCACUUGGAUUCGCUACCAUCUAAUUCAAUAAUAUUUGUGUUUAUUUAUUUAUCUCGUCAGAAACCUAGGUUAGGAGAAUACACAACCCCUUCGAGCUUGUGUUUAUGCCAGUAUCCGCCAGAGGUUUCUCAUUGCUCAGGCAACAGAGUAUCGGUCAGCUCAGGAAAGGGCUUGAACUUGAUUACAAAUUAUGUAUUCCUGUUAUUGUAACACGAUGGAAACUACAAUUAUUAGGAUUUUCAAACGAUUAGAAAAGCGUAAAUGUAGUCAUGUGGAAAGACAAGGAGUAUGAGUACAUCUCAAGCACGUGAAUAAAAAAACAAUAAGGAGCUUACCAUUCUUUGCUUGCAGCCGAAAAGAAUGUUGAACAAUCGUGUGCGGUGUGGGAACAGGCAUUCUUUUUAGCUGAAUUUAUGGUUAUCUUCCCCUGAUUUAACAAGUGGUAUGUGUUCGUAACAGCCGUUUUCGAAGCCGGUUCGGAGCAUAAGGCCGACGACAUUGAAUAGUAAAAUCUCCUCGAUGUCGACGAUCGAUCGUGUAUAGAAAUACCCGGUAUAUAUGUAUUAUUCUUGUAGCAAACAUCUUUUAGCACUCCAGCGACGCAAUGCGUUCGUCCUUUCUUCUAGAUUUCUCCUUUAUUUACCAUAGUUACUGACGUGUCUUCACAGUUUUCUACGUCAUAACUAUGUAACGUGAUCGUUUUGGCCGCGCGCUUAAUGAGAACACUUUUUGGCCGACAAAUCGUAAUUUCAAAGCGCAGAAAAAUGGUCAAGGAGAACUUGCUAGGCGCAAAGGUCGAUUAUUUAUACUUUUAAACACAGCUAUCAGAAAAUGCAAAAAAUAAAAUUUCUUGUACAUGUCAUAGGCACUCUAUCUUAAUCUUUUACUUCUAAAUUUCUAAUGUUCUUCGUUAUUUGUUUUUUAGGAAAGGAAAUCGAACUUGCAGUGACAUCAAGUACUGCAAUCCUGAGACUAAAAGUGGCUCUUAUGUCAUCGACCCUGAUGGAGAGGGUGGAGUGAAACCAUUUAAAGUCUUCUGUGACAUGACUGACAAGGACGGGAUAGGAGUGACAGUUAUCAGUCACGACAGUGAAAGUAGAACUUUGGUGGAUGGGUUUGAUGACCGUGGUAGUUAUUCGCGCAGUGUUACUUAUAAUGAAACCAGUCUAAUUCAGCUAGCAAGCUUAACAGCUUCAUCUUCUCACUGUGAGCAGUUUAUCAAAUACGAAUGCUAUGAUUCAGUGCUCCUUUCCAAUGGUGACAUGUUCGGCUGGUGGGUAACACGUGAUGACGAGAAGAUGGAGUACUGGGGUGGAGUCAACUCUGUUCCAUUCAAAUGUGCAUGCGGUUUAAAUAACACGUGCGUGGACACCAGUUACGGCUGCAACUGUGAUAAGAAUGAUUGGAAUUGGCGAGAGGAUAGCGGUUUACUAACAGACAAGUCCAAGCUUCCCGUGAUUCAAUUGAGGUUUGGAGAUACUGGUGUUAAUGAAACAGGAUAUCACACGCUUGGAAAACUGGAGUGUUAUGGACUCAUCUAG